Molecule: messenger RNA, 5699 nt
Organism: Macrosteles quadrilineatus (aster leafhopper)
Lineage: Eukaryota; Metazoa; Arthropoda; Insecta; Hemiptera; Cicadellidae
Exons: 35
Coding region: 235-5511 (1758 amino acids)
Molecular function (GO): catalytic activity
Source: RefSeq, a predicted model, not a curated record
GUAACGAAAACGAAGCCGAUUCCGUGACCCGAGACCCGAUUGCCGAGGCGAUUACGAUUAGGAUUAGAAUAUGAUGUUGAAGUUGCGCGAAGAUUGAUAUUGACAUAAUCAAUUGAAAUUGAAAAUGUUUGGACACCGAUUUUGUGAACGACUGUGUUUUCGUGUCUAGCUUAAAAUAGUAUCAUACAUAAGGAUUUAUAGGCCUAAUUUUGUUGCUGCAAUAACAACUAAGAAAUGGCUAAAAACCAAGUAGGUAACAUCAAAUUUUCUACAUGGAAUGUUUGUGGGAACGGAACUCCAGAGGAGAUUGAUAAACUUUUACAUAAAUCUUCUGAACAACAAAGUUCACACAUUGUUUGUAUCCAGCAAGCCAACCUGCCUGUUGGCGAUUUGCCACAUUACAAGUGGCUGUGUUCUGGACAGCAAGGAUCAGCUGUGGCAAUCAAGAAAACAUCCUCUCUACAAGCCGAGACCUUUGAACAAGUAUGUGAACAGAUAUGCGUGGCUCAUGUUGUUACUGAAGACAAAAUACCUGUAUACGUCAUAUCUUGUUACAUCCCGCCUUCAGAUGAUUAUGCUUCCAAAGACUUAUGGCAAAAAUUGGUAUCUGUUGUUAAAAAAGUUCCAGCAAACGCUGCAUAUGUUAUUGCCGGUGAUUUUAACGCGAAAAUUGGUAGAGAUGAUUGUUACACUAAAGAUGAUUGUAUCACUAAAGGUAUGAUCGGCCCAAAGCUGUUUCAUAACGUCUCUGAUGAAAAUGGCGUUCAACUGAGGAAGUGUAUACUGAGUUGGCAUGCUACAGUAUUAACCACUUACGGUACAGGUCGGCCAGUACCCACGUAUAAAGAUGACCGAGCAUCCCAGCGGAGCUACAUCAUGGGGUCUUCUGAUAGGAUUCCGUUUCACACAAGAACUUUGCUGCAAGAUACUGAGAGUAGCUGGUAUUCAGGCUACAAGAGUGCUCUAAUUUCAAAAUGUGUUCGAAUUAAGGUGUAUGAGAAAUAUGAAAGUGUGCUUUUGCCAAAAGUUGGCCUCGCUAGUUGGAAUGUACACGGAGCUUCUCCUGCAGCCGUAGAUAAAUCCCUUAGUGAGCUGAAUAUUCCUGUAGUCUGUGUACAAGAAUUCUUCCUCACUAGCGACAAAGACCUAGAGAACCUUAACUACACUUGGUUCACAUCAAAGAAACUUUGGGGCAAAAAUGUUGCAAUUCUCGUUAAAAACUCCUUUGACAUAACUCUCUCCGACUUUGUAAUCGUGAAUGAAUAUCUGUGCAUCGGAACGCUCUCUCUUGGAGAAACAGCAAUCAACGUAAUCUGCUGCUCGAUGCCGUCACACAAAGAUGCUGAAAAGUUCCGAGAGACGACCCUGUUACUGAUGGAAAUGAUGAGAAACAUUCCGGAAGAAACUAUGUAUGUGGUCGCCGGUGACUUCAAUACAGAUGUGAGCUACACGUUGAUCGAGGACACGCUGGUGUACAAAGACGGAGACGAAAAUGGAGUGUUUGUAGAGAAAAUUAUGAAAGAUUUUAAGUUGGAACUGCCGUACACUCAUAGCAAUUGGACUUGUGUGUCAGAGAAGGGACGCAGAAACUCCAGUAUAACGUUUACCUCUCAGAGCUGUUUAAUGAAGUACACCCAAAAAUAUGUGAUCCGUUGGGUCCCUUUUUUUGAGAGUGGUGUCGUCUGUUUGCACCUGUUGGGAGAUGAGACUAGUCCAGAACCUGAUAACAUCCUCUCAUGCCCAGAAAAUACUGGAACUAAAGAGGAAGAAGAGAAUAUAGUUGAGCACAUUGAUGGAUUUGUUUAUAAGACAAAGCGUUUCUGCAAGUUGAAAAAAUUUCUUUCAAACUUCACAGUUGAAAGCCAAGCUUUCAUCAACCAAAAGAUUGCAGCUACUAGAGAAAAAGUUGAAAAGUCAGACCUGCCAUUAGAGGUUCAUACCAAGUACAAAAACUUGGCCAUACCCAUUGAUGAGCUGUUAAGGAUUUUGGGAGACGAUUUCACACUGUUUCAUGGAUACACGUUGGAGAGUACUAUACUCAAAGGUCACUUCACUGUGUUGACGGCUUCCUUUGAGAAUUUAAACAGAGGAGGAUUGUUUGUAGAGUUAAUCGAUGUUUUGGACAAAACUGCAAGUGAAGUUGUCAAGAAGUUAGUCAAGUUUCGAUGGAACGGGAUUGUGGUGCAUGAGGAGGAGAACAAAAAGUUUGCCACUCACAAGAAAAUGAUAAACCAAGGACAGACAGCUCUACUCAGCAAACUGGGUCAACAUUGCUUUACAGUCAAGGCUAGAGGGAGCUUUUACAAUGGCUUACCACCUAAGUGUGAAGAUGAAGAUCAGCUGAAACAACUGUUGAGGGUGAUGAAGAUGUCAGAUUUCCCUCGGUCAGUUACAUUUGAUGAUAUAAAACAGCGCAUCUUCAAGUUCCUCGCAGAGAAACCUGAAUAUGAGUUGGUGUUUGGGCCGGAAUUCUAUGAAAAGUUCCAGGAGCCGAUAAAGAAGCUAGUGAUCAACUUAACCUCCAAGAAAUGUGGCGUACGACUGUUCAAGUCCAGCAGUGAUUCGGAACAUUUUGACAACGUGAGUGUGUUUCUUGAUCGCAGCCCUCGAGAAGUUCGCAAGAUGUUGAUGAAGACCCCGGAACAUAGAGAUAUCAGGUUCCAGCUAGUCCCACCCUGUGGCCCUGAACGAGACUAUUUCGAUUGGCUAGCUGAGUGGACAGAGAAGAUUAUCCCAGAAGAGUUUUACCAGCCAUUUUUGAAAGAAGAAACACCUACUGUUGUUCCUUCUGAUGUAGUUACAACCAAUGGAAAUGCAGUUCCAGAAGAAAAAAAAGAGGCAAACCCGGAAAAGCUGAUCAACGUUGAGUCAACGCAUGGGAAGCACAGAGUUGGGUUUGUCGAGAGGAAGGUGAGACGAAUCGGAGGAUGGAUUCACAGAAUAGUGAAGUUGCAUAAUGUAACUCCCUGCUACACCACUGCAGUGAAGUCCAAGGGCAUUAAGAUGUGGACAAAGUUAGCAAGGGAGGAGUCUGACCUGCCGCAGUCUGUCGUUGAAAAACUGAGAGAAACUCCGCCUCCCAUUGAGGAGCUCGCAAGGAUCCUGGGUGAUGAGUUCACUCUCUAUUACGGGUUUGACCGAGAAAGCUGUGCCAUCUCAAACACUCAGAACAUUCUGGCAGAAUCAUUCGAAGCUACUGGUCGCGGAGGGAUCAUGACUGAGCACAUAGAAGUUUACAAGGCACACAAUCUUGUACACAAACAGAUUGUAAAAUUCAAAUGGAACGGAAUAUGUAUCCACACUGAGGAGGGCCCCGCUACGGACGGCUUCAAGAUUAUUGGACAAAGAGGACAAGCUGCUUUGGUAGACAAACUCGGACAACACUUCUACACUGUUAAAGCAAAAAUGUCCUUCUUUAACAGUGGAUUGUAUCCUGUCUGUGCCGAUACGGAUCAACUUAGUACAGUUUUUAAGACUGUAAAACUAAGUGAUUUUCCUGCACCAUUAGAAGUUGCAGAGCUGAGGAAGUUCAUCUUAAAUUUCUUUAGUCAAGAAACUGAUGCGGAACUUGUGUUUGGAUCAGACUUUUCCGUCACUGAACAUUUGGGACCUCUGAAAAAGUUUGCCAGUGAGCAAGGUCUGAACUAUCGUUUCAUGAAGUCCGCCGAGGGAUUGACCAGUUGGGACAGUGUUGCAUUGUUUAAUAGACUCAGUCCGUUAAAGAUUCGAGACAGAUUGAUAAACAUUCCUGAUCAUCAGGAUUUGAAGUUCUUCUUGGUUCCACCUUGUGAAUUCUUCAGCAAACCGCACAUGGAAUGGAUUAAAGGCUGGGCAGCUGAGAACUUUGCUGAAGAAUUUAAACUUAUUUCGGAAGAAGAGAAGAAACCAAAACCCCCUUCAGUGGAUCAGAAGAAACCGAAACCCCCUUCAGCAGAACAGAAGAAACCGAAACCCCCUUCAGUAGGACAGCCCAAACAGACCCCUAAACAAAGACCAGCAGCGUCCAGUAAACGUAAAAUGCAGACUUCAAACAUCCAAAGCCCCAAAAGCAGAGUUGCUAACAACCGACGUUCCAACCAACAAAUCAGUAAGCGGAGAAGAGAUAUUCAUUCACUGCCAUCUAGAUCAAGAUUACAGUCGCCCAGAUCAGUGAGAAACAACCAAAGGAAUGAGCCAGCCUAUCGGGAAGACAACUCACUGUAUUCGAGAUCUGAGAGAUAUUACCCACCAAUAUCCCCAGCCCGGCAAUACCACGAUCAUUAUUUAGCAGCUUUAGAUGCAUACUCGCCAUAUUAUAGACCAGAAGAUUCUUAUGGGGGAAGUUCAAAUUCUCGUCUCCCUAGAGCAGAAGAUUCUUAUGCGGGAAGUACAAAUUCUCGGCCCCAUAGAGCAGAAGAUUACUACGCGGGAAGUUCAAAUUCUCGUCCCCAAAGAGCAGAAGAUUACUAUGCGGGAAGUUCAAGUUCUCAGCUCCACCGAGCAGAUGAUUAUUAUGCGGGAAGUUCAAAUUCUCAGCCCCGCAGAGCAGAUGACUACUCGUAUUACGGAGAGUCUUCUUAUUCACAGACACAAAAUUAUGGAGCAGACAAUUAUAAAGAUGCAUCUUGGUCAUCCCAGCAAAAUAGUAGAACAGACAGAGUUAGCCGCAAGCGAGACUGGGACCAGAUGGACCUCAGCCAAGAUGUGAGGUUCAAUCAGCCAAAAACAUCAGGUGAUUAUCUAAUUUCAAGUUUGACAACAAUUCAAGACCCGUAUGUUGAGGAAGAGAUACACGCUCCAGAGACAAAGCGGCCGAGGGAGUCUAAAGCGAAUGUCACAACACCUCGCUGGGACGACAUCGGACCACUGUUGAUAGUUUGGCCUGUCACAGUGCGCAGCGAACUUGAGAAAGAUCCCAGGAAGAUUCUUGAAGCAAACUUCCCCACGGAUAUAGAACUGGAACAAAGCAAUAAGGUAGCUGUACACAUUACGUUGCCUCUACGCAACGGAAGGGACAAGCAGUACUGUUUGUGUGUUGGAAAUGGUGUUUACAAUGCGGCGAAAACUGCUCUUGACAUGCUUGUAAAGAGGAGUUCUAUCAUCAAGCACACUGUUGGUUUUCUGCCUCCUGACGGACAAGUGCCAAAUUUCAUUCGGUACAACAUCCCUUGCCAAACCAAUCCUCGGACUUACAUAAUUCUCAGCUAUAUGGACACUGGACCACUGACACUGGAUAAGAUUGAUGAACUACUUACAUCCUUCAGAUCCAGCCUAAAUGAGGAUUUGUUCUUCGACAAGAAUAUCUACACACAUGACAUGAAACUGGCAUUGUUGGAUCGAGCGCCCAAGUUCGGUCUGAAGGUGCGCCACUUUGGCACUGACAGUAAGCUGCAGGACAGAUACGUGUGUGUGUACAAGACCAAGCCCAAAGAAGAGGUACUUGAAGAAGUACUGAAGAUGAGGGACUUUCACCCCAAGUACAAACUGACUGCUGACAAACUUCCUCCUAGGCUGGGCCUCAACAUAUUCUAGGUACCGUAUACUGCUAGAAUUUCACAAUGUUUGAAUACCUUACUUUUGAAAAAUGUGUAUGCAUUUCUUUUAUGAUUAUGAACUACAAUUUUAUUUGACAUUAUAACUUUCUAGAGAAAAGUUUUUUAAAACAUUGUUUAUUUCCUCCCAUUUUGACCUUACAAUAGUUUUGAUAGUAUCUUAAAAAC